Messenger RNA from Paramisgurnus dabryanus, 4868 nucleotides. NCBI's taxonomy places the organism in Eukaryota, Metazoa, Chordata, Actinopteri, Cypriniformes, Cobitidae. The record is from RefSeq and is a predicted model, not a curated record.
ACGUAAAAAAAGACUAGCUUGAAUAUUUGAAUGUGUUACCGAAGCAAUGCAUGUGUUUUACUCAUUAAAUAAAUAUCCAAACAACUAAUUUUUUAAUUAGUUAAUUAAUUUUUUGCUUUUUAAACAGGAAAUAAUCUCUGUUCAUAAAUCACGACUUUUGAUCUCUUGGUCCGAAGUGUGUUAUGUCAUAAGCCUGCAGACGACCAUAAACUUAUUCAACGUCAAAGCAUUUUAACAGUAAAUACUUUGAUAAGUCAGAGGACAGAUCUAUAAAAAUUUAACUAAAAAAAACAUGCAAACUAACAGGGGGUGUGUCUGAAUGAUUAAGGGAGAUUAAGGUCAUAUAAUAGAGCCGGUGUUACAAAAGAGAAUAGCUGCAAAACAGCUCUGGACUCCUGACGGCUCAUAACAGGUGAACCAAACAGAGAAGUGAAUGAUUCUGUCCAUCAUGGGAAUAAAAGAGAAAAAGUUUUGUUUCUGUGCACAGAUUGUGAUCUUAACCCUGGUAGCAUGCACUUCAUCAGUUCAGUCCGGAUCCCUGUUUUGCUCUCAAUCUUCCCCCUCACCCCAAACACCGACUUCUGUUCAUUCCCUGAGGCCUGCUGAUGUUUCUUUGAUAUCUGCUCUGGUUUUGUCGGAUGUGGAGAGAUCCGAUGAAAUUAAAGCCCUGAACACACUGUCAGAAAUAUUCUUCACCUUUAACCCUGAUGUGUCUUCUUUUGUACCUGAGCAGAGGAGCAUCAUGGAUCAAACAGAGAGCAUCACACAGUCCCUCAGCUCCACUCAGUGGAAGCUGCUCUUGUUUUUUGUACCGGUUGAUGAGCCGUGUGCAUGUGAAGGCCAGGACAUCAGUGCAACUCUUAAUGAAACUGUGAACCGAGUGGAGAAUGAACUAAGCAGGCUUCACAAGCAGUUGAAACACACACUUGUUCAUGUUGUUGUUUGGGGUCGACUGCCAACUUCUAAAUCCCCUAGCCGAUUUUGUCAGUGCCAUUGUGAGGAGGAAUACAGUAAAAACAGACGCAGACUGGACACAAUAACCCUCAUGGCUUCAUUGCAGGAAUCUCUCAGUGCUGUUUUAAAGAGCAGAGGUUGGUUUGGCGAACGGGAAGAUUUCAGUGUGAUGCUUCAAUCCAGCCCAGUGCACACUGAUCUGUCAGCAUCAACAGAAGCCUCCACACGUGACAUCAGCAAACUGGCUUUACAACUCUGGACAAAUUUGUUGCAUCCAAUGACUGACAAGACUGAGAUGGAGGGGAGGGGCUUAAUUCCGUGCCCUAAUGAGAAAAGGCCAUACUUACGAACAAAACAAAACUCACUUUCUGAACCUGAAGCUGAUCUCUCUCCUUUUCUAGACCCGGUGAUGGGGACUGAGCUCCCCUGUGAGGACCGAUCUCCAUCUCCCAAUGUCCCCACCUCAGUUCACAACCUGAGGCCAGCGGAUAUCAAAGUGGUGGCAGCGAUGGGAGAUUCAUUGACGGCAGGUAAUGGGGUAGGUGCAGCACAAAACAAUCUGCUGGGUGUGAUCACAGAGUACCGCGGCCUAUCUUGGAGCAUCGGUGGAGACAAGAAUUUAUCAGCUGUGACAACUUUACCAAAUAUUUUGAAAGAGUUUAACCCUUCGCUCGUGGGAUAUUCAUUGCAAGAAGGAGGGGAGAAUUCUGCACAGAGUUUUCUCAACCAAGCGGUACCAGGAGCCAAAUCUGAUGAUAUGGUCACGCAAGCUCGUGCUGUCAUUUCAAGAAUGAAAUCAGACUCACGUAUUGAUUUCGAGAACGAUUGGAAGGUUAUCACCAUCUUUAUUGGAGGAAAUGACAUGUGUGACUACUGCUCUGAUACUGUAUAUUUUUCUCCUGAUAACAUUGUGAAGCGUAUACGUGAAGCUCUGGACAUAUUACACAGUGAGGUACCUCGUGCACUGGUGAAUCUGGUGGAGCUUCUGUACAUGGUUCCAUUGCGUCGCCUGCAUCAGGACACGAGCAUCGGCUGUCCCACCUGGCUGGUCAAGAUUUUGUGCCCAUGUGUUAUUAAACCUAAAGACGCAUCUUAUGAAGCUCAGAAGUUGGAGGAUUUCAAUAAAGCCUAUCAGCGUGCUAUGGUGCAGCUGGUUGAGUCGGGACGAUAUGAUACGCAUGAGAACUUCACCGUGGUUUUGCAGCCAUUCUUCAGAAAUGUGAUUCUUCCUUUGCUUGAGGACGGAAGGCCUGACCGUUCCUAUUUCUCUCCCGACUGUUUUCAUCUCGGUCAAAAAGCUCACACUUUAAUGGCACAAGCUCUCUGGAACAACAUGCUUGAGCCCUUAGGUAACAAGACAGACAGUCAAGAUUUUACUUCUGGUAUCUCUAUGAAAUGCCCAGAUGAGUCCACUCCUUUUUUAAGGACCUAUGUCAACAGUGAUUACACAUACGAACCCCCGCCUCCCACUCCUUCACCGCCCACUAACUGGGGAAGUGAUUUCUCAUGUAAGGACACAGAACCCUCUGAAAAUGUGCCAACAUCAGUUCACAGACUGCGCCCAGGUGACAUUAGCGUAGUCGCAGCACUGGGAGAUUCGCUCACUGCCGGCUUAGGUGCAAAGGCUAAAAACAUUCUGCAGUUAUUAAAUGAAGAGCGAGGGGUUUCCUGGAGCAUUGGUGGAGAUAAAACAUUGGAAACGGUUACCACAGUGCCAAACAUCCUUAAAAAGUUCAAUCCAAAUGUUUUCGGCUUCUCAAAGGGAAAAAGUAAGCUAACCAAAGGCUUCAAUGUGGCAGUGUCAGGAGCCAAAGCAAGCAAAAUACCAGAGCAAGUGAGGGAUCUCAUCACAGCUUUAAACAGUAGUAAUAAAGUGAACUUUGAAAAGGAUUGGAAGCUGGUGACACUGUUUAUUGGGGGAAACGACCUUUGCCAGUACUGUCAUGACCGGGAUUCUCUGUCUCCUCAGAAGUACAUUGGUCACAUCGCUGAAAGUCUAGACAUUUUAUACAAUGAGGUUCCUAGGGUGCUGGUCAAUUUUGUGCUAAUCUUAGAGAUCAAGGAUCUUCGUUUAGUAAACAGAGACACGUUGGGAUGCAGCCUCGUGCAAGAGAACUUGUGUCCAUGUUUUCUGAAGCCGGGUGAAAACUCUCCAGAACUGAGUGAAAUGAGGAAGAUCAACAGGGAUCUCCAGACGGAGACUGAAAGGCUGGUAUAUGGGGGUCGGUAUGAUGGACGAGAGGACUUUGCAGUGGUGUUGCAGCCCUUCUUCGAAAACUCUGUUAUUCCAAUGACUGCGGAUGGCACACCUGACCUAAACUUCUUCUCUGUGGACUGUUUUCAUUUCGCUGAACGUGGACAUGCUGAAAUGGCCAUUGGCCUCUGGAACAACAUGCUGGAGCCUGUGGGGAGUAAACAAACCUACAAUAAUUUCACACAUGAUCGCAGUAAGAUCCAUUGUCCCACAAAGGAGCAUCCUUUCAUCUUUACACGGGUAAACAGUGUGAGUGGCGACUCUGGAGUAUCGACCACUGCCGUACCCACUACGGUGGCACCGGGCACCACUGUCCCUCUAGAAUGUUCCAGUGAUUCUAUACCGGCCUGGGCUGCUGCCAUUCUGGCUGUGGCAGGCUUGCUGAUUGGUUGGGCCAUAACAUGGAUCUUCUUCUACUACAGAGACCGAAGGAACCGAAAAGGAAGCCUGGACAUCCAUGAAACAGAAAUGAAAGGAACUACGCUCUGAUAGGAUUUUAAGGAAAAUGUAUAUCAGACAACACAAAUGUUCAUUUGUAAAUUAAUUUAUUGUUGUAAAUUAUUUAUAUAAGAAUACUAAUAAUGACUAUAAUAAUGCACUGACUAAGGCCCUGGUUAUCUGAUCAUAAGCAAUAAAGCUUAACUGAUUGUAUAGUGAGCCAAACCUCAAACGGACAUUAUUAAUAUCAACACAUAUUUGUGUAAUUUAAUAGUAUUCAGUCAUCAGAAUACACUUUCAUAUUAUUUUCUUAAUAUAAUUUAUAAUUUUAUUUUCUUGAUGUUUUUCAUGUGUUUAAAGGUUAUGUUUAUUUUUAGAUUUCUUCUCUAUUCAUGCUCCAUACUAAGGAGUCAUCAUGACCUGCUGUUAAAUUUGCACUGAUUUUGUGACACGUGCCUUUCAGUUUCACACCAGUAGAUGGCGUGUGUGCCAGUAGUGUGUGCCUCACCCCACCCAACACGAUAACAAAAAAGUGUUAAAUAAAUACUUUAUAGACAUCAUAAUGCGCACCUACAGAGACUUUGAACACACAUUAUAUCAUUAUAAUAGUAAUAAAUGAAAUAUAGCAAAAAAUGUAUUAGAGAAGCCUAUUUUAUCCAUCAGAAAACAUACUAGAGUUAAACGGUUUUCAUAUUUUCAGAAAUACAUUUCUAGUCAAUCUACUAAAUUAGGCUAAAAUUUGAAUAAAACCAUCAAAUAUGGAAAAAAAAUCACUGCUCAGAGUCAUAAAUCGAGAGUAAAACCACUCGGAAAUGAAACCAAACGCACAAUUAGCCACACAUUAAACAACACAGAACAUUAUUUACAACAAUAAAUCUGCUUUUAACAGGUCGUAAGUUCACAUUAAAAAUUAUUAAAUAUUUAUAAAAAAUGUCAUUAAUAUUGACGUAAUUGCCUGUAACUAAGCGAAUGACGUCAUUGUAAACGCCACCUUGCGGCGGUUUCCGCUAGCGCCACAUGCAGAACACGGCACUGAAGAUGGCGGAGGGGGAAUUAAACGUUGACAGUCUCAUUUCUCGGCUUCUUGAAGUGCGAGGAUGUCGUCCAGGGAAGAUCGUUCAGAUGACUGAGGCAGAAGUUCGAGGACUCUGCAUUAAAUCUCGGGAGAUCUUCCUCAGUCAACCCAUCCUGUUGGAGUUGGAGGCACCACUUAAAAUCUGUG